Drosophila ficusphila is the source of this 1830-nucleotide messenger RNA. RefSeq names its product protein tumorous imaginal discs, mitochondrial. Gene Ontology annotation, biological process: response to heat; negative regulation of apoptotic process; mitochondrion organization. The record is from RefSeq and is a predicted model, not a curated record. Gene Ontology annotation, molecular function: heat shock protein binding; ATP binding. The transcript is spliced from 2 exons. Bases 91 to 1671 code for a protein of 526 amino acids. Gene Ontology annotation, cellular component: mitochondrion. Lineage: Eukaryota; Metazoa; Arthropoda; Insecta; Diptera; Drosophilidae.
GCGAAGGUGCGAGCGAGAGAGAGUGAACAUUCGUAGGGCAGCAUGGAGGUUACGGCAUGUUAGCUGAAAAACUAAUACUUUUAUGGAAAAAUGAUGAUUUCGUGUAAAAAUUUAUUCGUAUUCCGGCAUCUGCCGGCAGUGCGCACCUGCCUGGCUGCCACCGCGUACUCCGCGCCCAGUGCCACAGCCUACCGAAGCCUCUCCAGCAUUCUACAACCGCCGAGGAGCGGAAUUCCGGCAAAUUCGGAGCACCCAGUCCGCCGCUUACACACCACACGCGAACUCCUGGCUAAAGACUACUAUAAAACGUUGGGCGUAGCCAAGAACGCCAACGGCAAGGACAUCAAAAAAGCCUACUACCAGCUCGCAAAGAAGUAUCAUCCGGACACAAACAAGGAGGAUCCGGAUGCGGGCCGCAAGUUCCAGGAGGUUUCCGAGGCAUAUGAAGUGCUCAGCGACGAGCAGAAGCGCCGGGAGUACGACACCUAUGGCCAAACGGCGGAGAACAUGGGUCGCCAGGGCGGCGGAUUCCCCGGAGGUGGAGCUGGUGGCUUUGGACCCGAAGGCUUCUCGCAGAGCUGGCAAUUCCGCUCGAGCAUCGACCCGGAGGAGCUCUUCCGCAAGAUCUUCGGCGAGGGCAACUUCCGGACGAACAGCUUCGAUGACUUUGCCGACUCCAAGUUUGGUUUCGGUCAGGCGCAGGAGAUGGUGAUGGACCUCACCUUCGCCCAGGCGGCUCGCGGAGUCAACAAAGAUGUCAACGUCAAUGUGGUCGAUCAGUGCCCCAAGUGCGCCGGCUCCAAGUGCGAGCCGGGCACCAAACCGGGACGCUGUCAGUAUUGCAAUGGCACCGGAUUCGAGACCGUGUCCACGGGACCCUUCGUCAUGCGCUCCACCUGUCGCUACUGCCAGGGCACUCGGCAGCACAUCAAGUACCCGUGCAGCGAGUGCGAGGGCAAGGGACGCACGGUGCAGAGGCGAAAGGUCACAGUUCCCGUGCCCGCUGGCAUCGAGAACGGACAAACGGUGCGCAUGCAGGUGGGCAGCAAGGAGCUGUUCGUCACCUUCCGCGUGGAGCGGAGCGACUACUUCCGCCGCGAGGGCGCCGAUGUGCACACGGACGUGGCCAUCUCCCUGGCGCAAUCGGUGCUAGGAGGCACAGUUCGUGUGCAGGGCGUCUACGAGGACCAGUGGAUCAACGUGGAGCCGGGCACCUCGUCGCAUCACAGGAUUAUGCUGCGCGGGAAGGGAUUGAAGCGGGUCAAUGCUCACGGACACGGCGAUCACUAUGUGCACAUCAAGAUCGCGGUGCCCGACAGCAGGAAACUGGACAAGGAGCGAAGGGCCUUGAUCGAGGCGUACGCCGAGCUGGAGGAGGAUACACCUGGCCAGAUUCACGGGAUCGCCCAGCGCAAAGAUGGCAGUAAGAAAGCAACCGCAGGAGCGAAUGAAGCAAGACCUGGAUCAGGAGCAGCAGCAGCAGCAGGAGAAGCUGCCGGAUCAGGAGCCAGUUCAGGAUCCUCCCAGCCAGGAAAAGGACCAGCAGAAACAGAAGGCAAAGACCAACGGACCGCCGAAGAGGAAGCCAAAGCGAAAGAAGGCGGAGGAUCCGAGUCCGGACAAAGCGAAGGCGGAGGCUUCUUAAACAAAAUCAAGUCCAUGUUCAAUUGACAGGCGUUGCCAACUAGUUGGCCGAUUCUGUUUGUUAGUGUCUAAGUUAACGCACGUUAUUGUUGCUAAGGCGUAAUCUAAGUUCGGGCGGGAACCGAUUGAGUGUAUUCCAAAUACGAGUUGGUUCGAGAUGAAUAAACCAAAUUGACCGUCAAUCGA